UAGAGAAAAAAACAUUGUGAGUUGUAAAAAAAAUACAUAGUAAGUUUAUGGUUGGUUGUUGAGAUAUUGCUACAAGGUUCCUGUAGAGUGAUUUAAUAACAUUUCAUUAAUUUCUUAACAUGUAUACAAUAGUUAAAAAACAAAAACAAACAAACAAUUAAACAAACAAACAAAAACGACUAAAACCCCCCCAAAUCAAACAACAAUCCAACAUACACUUUAAAACACGAAAAUAAAGCAAAAAAAUAUAUUGGUUGAAAUGACAGAAAUGUGUACACAAUUUGAAAAGUAAAGGAAUCUUUCUUUAUAAAUAGGUUACACAAAUUUAAAAAAGAAAUUUAUGGCAUAUUUACAACAAUUACUGCCUACGUUUAUUUUAAACUCUUCUGGUGUAUAUAAGUUAGAAAUGACUGUACUGAGACGUUUAUUAUUUUGUUUGUUUUAUUUAUUCUGGCAGCUUGGGUCCUCCACACAGAGCGACCUGUCAGCCAUACUGACGUUUACAAGGCUAACCUGAGCUACCUUAGGGAGCUCACAGCGGGUAUCUGUGCGCCUUUUUUUCAGCGCUACAAUGCCUCUCGCCACUCAGUCGCAGGGUGAUGACGAACAGUACGUUUUAGUGGCGAGUUUGGACAAUGCUCGCAAUCUCUCCAACAUCCUGAAAGCAAUCACCUUCAAAGAUCACGCCAUCUUCACAGCUACAACCAAUGGCCUUAAGGUCACAGUGGAGGACUCGAAAUGUCUGCAGGCCAAUGCCUUCAUCCAGGCUGAGAUCUUCCAAGAGUUCACCAUAAGAGAAGAUCUGGUGGCUUUUCAGAUCAACCUCACUGUUCUCCUCGAUUGCCUCAAUAUAUUUGGUGGAACCACAACACCAGGUGUAUCAACAGCCUUGCGGAUGUGCUACAGGGGGUAUGGGUACCCUCUGACGUUGUUCCUGGAGGAAGGUGGUGUAGUGACCGUGUGCAAGAUUAACACACAAGAACCAGAAGAACCGAUUGACUUUGAGUUCUGCAGCACUAAUGUCACGAACAAGGUGAUCUUGCAGUCAGAGAGUUUGAAGGAAGCCUUCUCUGAACUGGACAUGACAAGUGAAGUGCUACAGAUUACCAUGUCCCCCAGCCAACCAUACUUCAGGUUGUCAACAUUUGGGAAUGCUGGAAAUGCUCAUUAUGAUUACUCCAAAGACUCGGACAUGAUGGAGCUGUUUAAGUGCACCGAGACACAAACGAACAGAUACAAGAUGUCCCUCCUGAAGCCGUCCACCAAAGCCUUGGCUUUGUCCUGUAAAGUCUCCGUCAGGACAGACAACCGGGGCUUCCUCUCUCUGCAGUACCUGGUCAGGAACGACGACGGACAGAUCUGCUUCGUAGAAUAUUACUGCUGUCCCGAUGAGGAGGUAGAAGAGAACUGAGAACACCGGAUUCAAAUCUGACUUGUAAUAAGUACCUUAACUACACACCGGAGUCCAGUUUGCCAGAGGAGGCAGGUAUGGAGAAAAUGCUGGACUUGUAAUGGGCACAGUGGUGAAAACAGAAAAUGAACUGAUUCAUCAUUUGCCAGAUUUGAGAGAAACAGAUGUUGUGCUUGUGAUUUGCUGGUGUUCUUAUGCUCUCUAUGAUUACGCCACACGUCAUAAUCGUAGGUCUGUGUGCUGCAGGAGUAUACAUGUUCGAUGUGUGUUCAAGUACUGUAUUGAUUCCUAUGGAGACUCAGCUGUUUUCAGUCAUAAGUCUCACAAUUUGUGAAUGUUACUCCUGAAUUUGAGUCUACUUGUUAAAUGCAGUUCUCUUUAUAUUUGCAUAUCAGAGCUCGUCUUUUGACAUAUGCCUCCAGAUGGUUGCAGCCUGUAAAACAGGACACAUUAGACCCAGCUCACUGAUCUAAAACAACUAGACAGUGAUCUAAAACAACACCUAUUCUACCUACUUUGAAUAGGUGUGAUUUCUCUUAAGCUGUGGACACACUUCCUACAAGUCUAUGCUGAAACUAUUCCAAAAGCCUUUUAUGGAGUAUACAUCACAGGAUACAGAGAUCAAGUUGGUAUUUUAUUUCUGUGACAUAGAAAAGAGCUUUUACUCCAACUCAAUAAACAUUACAUCCAAAAAAAACCCUUGUUUAUCAGAAAAAGAAGAAGAAGAAAGGAGUUCAUAAACUGGGGCAACAAAACA
Messenger RNA from Oreochromis niloticus (Nile tilapia), 2168 nucleotides. RefSeq names its product RAD1 homolog (S. pombe) (gene rad1). NCBI's taxonomy places the organism in Eukaryota, Metazoa, Chordata, Actinopteri, Cichliformes, Cichlidae. The transcript has 7 exons. Gene Ontology annotation, biological process: DNA damage checkpoint signaling; DNA repair. Bases 572 to 1411 code for a protein of 279 amino acids. The record is from RefSeq and is a predicted model, not a curated record. Gene Ontology annotation, cellular component: checkpoint clamp complex; nucleus.